Messenger RNA from Mangifera indica (mango), 4149 nucleotides. Its product is annotated as phosphatidylinositol 4-kinase alpha 1. Gene Ontology annotation, biological process: phosphatidylinositol phosphate biosynthetic process; phosphatidylinositol-mediated signaling. NCBI's taxonomy places the organism in Eukaryota, Viridiplantae, Streptophyta, Magnoliopsida, Sapindales, Anacardiaceae. The record is from RefSeq and is a predicted model, not a curated record. Gene Ontology annotation, molecular function: 1-phosphatidylinositol 4-kinase activity. Gene Ontology annotation, cellular component: cytoplasm; plasma membrane.
AAUUUCUUUUUACUCUGCAUUUGAUUUUUUUUUAUUAUUAUUUUUAAAUUUCCUCUUCUCUGUGAUGAAGGCAUUGAUCGAGCUGUGCGAUCUGAUCGCGCAGAAUCCGAAGCAAUUCUCUGAUAGACUUGCGUGGAUUUGCAACCGGUGUUCACAGCCUGACUUGCUUCUGUCCAGAUCCCCAUGCGUUUCACGUUCUCAUCUCAAUGCCGUACUGGCUGUCGCUCGGUUUCUGUCCAAAUGCAGCGAGGAGCCCUUGCCACGUGCUAAAUCUUUGGUGCUUGAUUUCUUCCGCGCCAUUCCGUCGUCAUUUCACCGCUCGUUCUGGCCUCAGGCGUUCAGUAAUUCAAUUUUGUCUUUCUUUACGGAUUUCUUGGGUUACGUGUUGCAAUCUACCGAUGUUUUCCCCGAUUUUGAGGCCGAUAUUGCUGCGGUAUCCGGAGAGGUGGUUCUGGCAGCAGUUAAUUACAACAUGGCUGAAGAUUUGGGAGUGCUUAGAGUGUUCCGCCUGGCUUUGUCGAGAAACUUCCCGCCAAUUCUAGCUUCACAUACGAAUACAGUGGUGACGUGUCUCUUUGAUCAAUUUGCAGUACUCAUUCCGGCUUUACCUAGAGAACAAAUGACAAUUAACUCAGAAACGUCCUCUCACAGGUCACCGUUAAUUUUAAAACAUCUUCAGCUUCAGCACAGUAGCAAUAACGAGAGCGAGUCAAGUCCAGGAAAUGAGGUUAGCAGCCACAUUUCGGUGUCGAGUGUAAUCAAUGGCGGAGGAGGUAUAUAUGGUCAAGUGAAUGAUGUACCACAAGUCAGGCAACAGAUGGCUUUGUACGAGGAAGAAUCACUCGAGAGCUUGGAGAAGCAGGAGAUUGCACUUAAAUUGAUCACGCAUAUUUUGGAUAAAUUACAGAUUGAUUCCAAGCUUCUGGAGCAGGUUAGGUUUAUCGCGAAGAAGCAGCUCCACUCCUUGUGUGCUUUUAUGAAGAUAAGGAAGCGGGACUGGAAUGAACAAGGGCCACUUUUGAAAGCCAGAAUAAAUGCAAAUCUAUCUGUUUAUCAAUCUGUGGCUAGGUUGAAAAUUAAGAGUCUUGCAUCUCUUGAUCCAAAUGGGGAAACCUCUAAGAGGUUGGUCCUUGAUGCUCUUGCAUUGCUGCUUGAAGCUGCUGAAGCUUGUUUGCUCUCUGUAUGUAGAAAGCUGAGAGUUUGUGAAGAGCCGUUCAGUUCACUGCUUUUGGGGAUAGCACAGAUUCCCGUUAUUAGGGGAGGUCAACUGCUGCGUGUUUUACUUAUUUGCUUCAAGCCCCUUGUACUAACUGCAUGUGUGCAGCCCCAAGGAGAUACACGGGGCAGCAGCCAGGGUGCCUUGUUUGAGAGAAUUAAGAAGACAAGUUGUGAGACAAUUGAAUCUGGCUGGACCAAGGACCGGGUACCUGUUGACACAUUUAUCAUGGUAUUUGCUACAAGAUUUCGCGAACGAAAUGAUUAUGAAGACCGGGUUGAUAAAGAGAAACAUAUGGUUCCUCCUCUGCAACUUAAUCUUAUACACCUGCUCGCUGAUGUGACUGUUACUGUUAACAAAUCUGAAGUGGUAGACUUGAUAUUGCCACUUUUUGUUGAGAGCUUAGAAGAGGGUGAUGCUUCAACUCCUAGCUCAUUGUGACUUCACCUUCUUGAUUUCAUGGCAAGUUUAGGUUUUGAGAAGUCUUAUUGUGAAACAGUUGUUCUGAUGACAAGAAGUUACUUGAGUAAGCUAUCAAGUGUUGGGUCUGCUGAAGGCAAAACUAUGCCAGCCGAAGCCACUACAGUACGUGUUGAGACUCUACCUGCUGGAUUCCUUCUAGUUGAUAGUGGUCUUAAGAGUCCCAAAUUGCGUUCAGAUUACCGUCAUCGUUUGCUAUCUUUAUGCUCUGAUGUAGGGUUGGCUGAGUCUAGAAGUGGGGGGAGUGGAGCAGAUUUUUUGGGGCCUCUGCUUCCUGCUGUAGCUGAAAUGUGUUCUGAUUUAGACCCUACUGUAGAUGUGGAACCAUCACUUUUGAAGUUGUUUCGCAACUUGUGGUUCUAUGUUACUCUUUUUGGUUUAGCACCUCCCAUACGAACAUCUAAACCACUAGCAAAGCCGGUUUCCACUACACUGAACAGUGUGGUAAGCACAGGAACCAUUCCUCUUCAAGCAGUCUGUGGACCGUACAUGUGGAAUGAACUGUGGUCUUCUGCUGCUGAACGGAUUGCUCAAGGAACUCCUCCCCUUAUGAGUUGGAGCUCAAUGCUCUUCGCAACCCUGGAAGAGAGGAUCUAUAGUGUGAGGCUCAAUCCAUCUCUGUAUUUGUGCACUAUCUUUCAAAUGAGCGAGGAGACACUACUCAACCUGACCCCAAAGGACGUGGGCGUGAGAAUGGUAGCCCUUUGGCUGAUAUGGGAUAGCAUAUCUUCUCGUCCUAAAAUUAGCUGAGAGAAAUUGGUUGAAUAUGCUAGAACUGCAUUCUCAGUUGAUCAUAGGAUUGCGCUAUCCUUGGCAUCAAGGUUUCGGAUGAAUGCUUCUUUGAAGAGUGAAAUAACAAAUCUGGUUCAGUCGCAUAUAUUGGAACUCCGCUGUAUACCUGAAGCAUUGCCAUAUUUUGUCACCCCAAAGACAGUUGAUGAAGAUUCAGCACUUUUGCACCAAUUGCCACAUUGGGCAGGUUGUUCGGUUACAAAAGUUCUUGAGCUCCUAACUCCCGCAUAUAAGGGUCAUUCACAUGUCAUGGCAUAUGUUUUAAGGGCUUUGGAAUCCUAUCCUCCUGAGCGAGUGACUUUCUUCAUGCCACAGCUAGUGCAGGCUUUACGAUAUGCUGACAAGAAAUUGCUGGAAGCGUAUCUGCUUAGGGCAGCUGAAAGAAGUGAUAUAUUUGCCCAUAUCAUAUUAUGGCAUCUACAGAAUCCAGGAAAGACCCUAACUCUGGGAAGAAUAAGUCAUUUCAAGCAUUGUUGCCCACCGUUCAACAACAUAUUAUCGAGGGUUUCACUCCUAAGGCCCUUGCAUUGUUUCAGAGAGAGUUUGAUUUCUUUGACAAAGUUACAUCUAUUUCUGGGUAUUAUUUCCACUCCCCAAAGAAGAACGCUGAGCUGGUAUUAGGAGGUAUACUUGUUCAAGCUUCUAUUCUUUGGACUGGGUUUUUUACCUUCAUACUCCAAUAGGGAGUUGGAAAAAAUUGAAGUGGAGGGAGAAGACCUAUAUCUACCAACUGCUCCUAACAAGCUUGUGGGUAUUCAGGUGGAUAGUGGAAUACCACUACAAUCAGCAGCAGAAGUUCCAAUUAUGAUCACAUUUAAUGUGAUUGAUCGGGAUGGUGACCCAAGCAAUGUGAAGCCCCAGGCUUGCAUUUUCAAGGUUGGUGAUGAUUGUCGACAAGAUGUUCUUGCUCUUCAAGUGAUAUCACUUCUAAGAGACAUAUUUCAAGCUGUUGGACUUAAUCUUUAUCUUUACCCAUAUGGUGUUCUCCCUACUGGCUAUGAGAGAGGUAUAAUUGAGAGAUAUAGCACCAAUUUUACUGAAUUAGCUGUUCUGUUUGAAACUGGGCUCGUUGGGUCUCCCAGUUUUGAAACUGCACGUGAGAACUCCAUCAUCAGCAGUGCUGGUUAUGCAGUUGCUAGCCUCUUACUUCAACCCAAGGAUAGAUACAAUGGGAAUCUUCUAUUUGACAACCAGGGGCGGCUUGUCCAUAUUGAUUUCAUUUUGGAAACCUCAUCUAGUGGAAAUAUGCGUUUUGAGAGUGCACACAUCAAGCUGAGCUAUGAUAUGACCCAAUUACUAGAUCCAUCUGGGGCUAUGAAGAGUGAUACAUGGUAUCAAUUUGUGGGCUUGUGUAUUACGGGUUAUCUGGCUACUCGGCGUUAUAUGGAUGGUAUCAUCAACACAGUGCUGUUAAUGCUGGAAAGUGGAUCACAUUGCUUCAGCAGGGGUGACCCAAUUGGAAAUCUUCGCAAGAGGUUUCAUCCAGAGAUGAGUGAAUGUGAGGCUGCCAAUUACAUGAUACACGUAUCCGCAGACGCUUACAAUAAAUGGACCACUUUUGGAUAUGACAUGAUACACACGGCAUUGAGAAGUGAGGUAAAUUUGGGCUUUGUCUUCAAAUGUACAUUAUUGUUUGUAAUUCUUUUCUUAUAGCAGUGAUU